UCAAUGGUGCCAAGAACGAGGCCAAAAGUCGUCCCUGAACUUCAUGUCAAUCCCAUGAGCGAUAUACAAGGAUGAAGGACGACAUUAAACCCAUCCCUUGCGCGCGCAUCCGCUCCGCCAUAAUAUUUACAGGUUUUAGGAAAAGGGUGUGUGGUGUAUGUGUCUCUGUGUUUUUUUCCCAAAUGUUCACCUCCUCAAAUAAACCCUAAAUUGGACCAUCGAGAGGAACCCCCGACAAAAACUCCCAACUGCAUCAACAGUUGAAACUUGGCAAGAAGUUUCUGCAUUGCUGCAAUUUUUCUUUUGGACUAAGGACAAAGAAGAAAAGUUGAGGGAUGGAUCUGACGGACAAGGUGGCCCUAGUUACGGGAGCUGCAACCGGCCUAGGACGGACAUUUUGUGAGGAAAUCCUCAGGCAUGGGGGUAAGGUAUCUAUUUGUGAUCUGGAUUCCGAUGCUGGUGAGCACACAGCCGACGAAUUGGGUCAGACAUUUGGCAAGGAGAGGGUCCUCUUCUGCCACUGUGACGUCACAGACUACUCACAGUACGAGGAAGCCUUCCAGACCACAAUGACCGAAUUCGACAAUAUUCACAUUGUCAUCAACAAUGCUGAGAUUUGGAAUGACAAAUUCUGGGAACUGGAAGUGGAUGUUAAUCUCAAUGGUACAAUCCGAGGAACUCUGCUGGCACAGAGAUUCAUGGGCCGAAACAAUGGCGGAAGUGGCGGAGUUGUCAUUAAUAUUGGCUCUGUAACGAGUGUUCGACCUCAAAUAUCUACUCCGAUUUACUCAGCCACCAAGCACGCCAUACUGGCCCUAUCCAGAUCUUGCGGAGAUGCUUACCACUACAAUUUGACUGGGGUGCGAGUGAUUGCAGUAUGUCCGGCUCUCCUGGAGAACGCCAUGACAUCCCACAGCAAGCGUUUCAAGUCACCCAAUCAUGAGAAGGCCUGGCAAUUGGACGUCAAAGGACUCAUGCCUCAGAAACUGGAGCAUGUGGCCAAGUGCGUCAUCCCAGUAAUCAAGGACGCUGCAAGUGGGAGUAUUUGGUUGAUAGCCAAUGGAAAAUCUGCCAAAGAGAUUCCCUACUCAGCUGUUCAGCUCUAAACAAAAUGUUUUUACAAUACACAAAAAAUACCGAGCUAUCAUUUUUAAAAAAUACAUAAGCAUCAAAUUUAGUAUGUGAAUUCUAGAAUAAGACACCAUAAUUGGUAUAUUAAGUAGUAGAAGUAUCGUGAACCAAACAUCAAAAAAUGAAUCUCAGAGAUAUCAUAUUUUUAACAGUUUUUUGCUUAGCGGAAUUUUCGAUUAAAAAAAAAUGUGAGCCAAGGAUCGCAGUCCCCAAAUAAAUACCAAACAAACAUUUUGAAAGUUAUUAGUAAUUAAGUAAAAAAUAAAAAUAAAUGUGCAAUAAAAAACCUAAAAUAUGCUGAAAUUUAUGUAAUUUAUUUAAACUUCAUUAUUUUAUUGAAAUUCAUAUCUUUUUCUUUCUGCAAUUUCUCAUUAUUAUAUGCUAAAUUCUUCACCACUACUCCAAAAAUGUAAAAUUAAAUUUUCUUUUCUCUAUGUUGAUGAAUGAAUAUAUAAUUAUAGAAAAAGAGAAGAAUGAUAGCGAAUAAAAUAUGACAUCAUUUCUACCUUUUAAAAA
Messenger RNA from Phlebotomus papatasi, 1647 nucleotides. RefSeq names its product 15-hydroxyprostaglandin dehydrogenase [NAD(+)]-like. The transcript is spliced from 4 exons. Gene Ontology annotation, cellular component: cytoplasm. Bases 336 to 1106 code for a protein of 256 amino acids. Gene Ontology annotation, molecular function: oxidoreductase activity, acting on the CH-OH group of donors, NAD or NADP as acceptor. The record is from RefSeq and is a predicted model, not a curated record. NCBI's taxonomy places the organism in Eukaryota, Metazoa, Arthropoda, Insecta, Diptera, Psychodidae.